Cooperia oncophora is the source of this 1041-nucleotide messenger RNA. The record is from the annotation of a GenBank genome assembly. Lineage: Eukaryota; Metazoa; Nematoda; Chromadorea; Rhabditida; Trichostrongylidae.
AUGGCGGCCCGUCCGCUUGUCACCGUUUAUAAUGAGAAGUACGAGGCUACGGAAACUCAGAUCAAGCUUCCGUGCGUUUUCCGUGCUCCAGUUAGACCGGAUGUUGUGAGCUUCAUUCACGAUCAAAUGUUCCGCAACAAGCGUCAAGCACACGCCGUUUCUACUCUCGCCGGUAAGCAGCACUCUGCCGAGUCAUGGGGAACUGGACGCGCCGUUGCUCGUAUUCCUCGUGUUCGUGGAGGUGGUACCCACCGCUCUGGACAGGGAGCUUUUGGCAACAUGUGCCGUGGAGGUCACAUGUUCGCUCCAUUGAAGGUGUUCCGCAGAUGGCACCGCCACGUCAACAUCGCGCAGAAGCGCUACGCCAUCUGUUCGGCCAUCGCCGCAUCGGGAAUUCCUGCCCUUGUACAAGCUCGUGGUCACAUCAUCGACAAAAUCGCUGAGGUCCCAUUUGUUGUCAGCGAUAAAAUCGAAUCCUUCCGUAAGACGAAAGAAGCCGUGACAUUCCUUCGACGUUCUCACGUCUGGGAAGAUAUCGAGAAGGUUUACGCUUCUAAGCGUACACGAGCUGGAACUGGUAAGAUGAGAAACAAGCUGCACAAGAGAAAGCUGGGUCCAGUUCUCAUCUACGGACAAGAUGCUGAUUGCGCUCGCGCUUUCCGCAAUAUCCCAGGAGUUGACAUAUUGAACGUGGAGCGUCUCAAUUUGCUCAAGCUCGCUCCUGGAGGUCAUCUUGGCCGUCUCAUCAUCUGGACUGAGUCAGCUUUCAAGAAGCUUGACGCCAUCUACGGAUCACUCAAGGCUAACUCCUCUGAGCAGAAGAACGGAUGGUCCGUACCUUUGAACAAGCUCACCAAUGCCGAUCUCUCCAGACUUAUUCGCUCCGAGGAAAUCGUCCGUGCUGUCAGACCGGUUAAGAAGAACGUGAAGUCAGCGAAGGUGCACAGGAAUCCACUUAAGAAGCAUAACUUGAUGAACAAACUGAACCCUUAUGCUGCCACCUUCCGUAAGGCGGGAAAGAAAACCGCGGCUAAGAAGUAA